Durusdinium trenchii is the source of this 804-nucleotide messenger RNA. NCBI's taxonomy places the organism in Eukaryota, Dinophyceae, Suessiales, Symbiodiniaceae. The record is from the annotation of a GenBank genome assembly.
AUGAGCAUUGAGUGCGACGAUGUCUCUGGACUCACACCAACACCAAGAUCCAUCCUGGACACCAAUGGGAAAUCAGGAAAGAGCAUGGUGGAGUUCUUGUCGUACUUGGAUGCAUGCACUUUGGAACAGAGACCAGAUUGCAUUAUUUGGGAAUGCGUUUCCAAGCUGGACAGCUUCAGGCAAAGCAAUGUUCAGGAGCGAGGGACUGAUGUGGUCAAGGAGACUUCUGCCCAGCGUGGAUACAUUACAGAGUUUCAGAAAGAGAUUGACAACAAGAGAAAGAAUAAGAAGAAGAUUGAGGAUGAGGGCACUGGCAAAAAGUGGCCUUCAAUGCACACAAAGUUCAAAGAUCAACAUGGCAUUGAUGAUGCUGACCUGUGCUGCAAGCAGCUGAUGUGGCUGAAGGAGCAGUUGCAAACUUUGCAGCUGCCGAAGAGAGAGGUUGAAGGCGCCAUGCUUACGUUUGCAGCACUGAGAAAGCAGCGACAACAAGAUAUUGUGUUGAAGGGUGUCCUCUAUGUCUGCAACAUUGGGGACAGCAUCACCCGAAUGCGAUGGAAGACCACGCACCACUGUUUGCUACCGAGGAAGAGAUAUUUGUACUUGACGGAGGGCACAGUCUUUAUCAAUCCAGGAAAGCAAUUCCUUUUUGCAUUGCAAGGGUUAAGUCCUGCAGAGCUUUAUGGCCUCCAGCAUCGUCUCAGCUGUACAGAGUGCCAAGAUCUACUGGGGAAUGCUUUCACAAGCAAUGUAAUUGCAGCUGUUGCUUUGGCAGUUUUGCUGUUUGUCCUCCCCGGAAAGUGA